CCAGCCAUAUCUAACCACGUUAUAGACAAAUGAUACCUUUACUAUUUUAGCACUAAAAACAAUGUUUACUGUUGAGUUGGGUAUUUUAGUCCAGUAUUGCUUUAAUAUUGCUUACACUGCACGACGGGCCGGUUGGUGGAACUAAUACGCAACGUUUUCAGUUUCCGCCGGAGUUUUAUAAAAGCUGAACCACGCCGAUUAAAAACAUUCCUGGGUUUUGUUAUUUUCCUUGACAGCGUGUUAUGGUUAGACAGCCGUGUAAAAUCUAAAUGAUCUCUAUGCGUAGCGGUAUGACUGUAACUGGGCUUUGUUUUUGGAGAAGCACGAUGAGGGCGAGGAGGACACCGGUCGUGUUUACGAGAGGACAGAGCAGGUACACACAGGGUCAGAGUCCUGAGCCACGAGUUCGUGAAUACUUCUAUUAUCUUGAUCAUCAAGGACAGCUCUUUCUCGAUGAUACCAAGGUGAAGAACUUUGUCACGUGUUUUAAAGAUCAGCAAUUUCUGGUUUUCUUUUUUAAGCAUUUGAAAGUCAAUCAAAGUGGCCGCUACGAACAGCAAUUCCACUACAUUUCAUUUUGUGGACGUGAGAGGAACUUCCUACGUUGUGAUGAUCAGCCAGUUGUGUUUACUCAUUUGUUGUCUGAGAUGGGGCACCUGUCAUAUUGUGGAGGUGGGAAUAAACUGAUUUUUCCUUUCCAACCUCAAUCCUUGUUCAUGCAUCCAGGCAGUGGCAGAGUGUACCAUCUGGCUCCUGAGCAUAUAGGUGGCAUUGGAUUGGUACGUUCUGCAUUGGCAAUUGAGUUCAGCCCUCACUUCCAGUACUCGGCCGGUCAAGAAAGUUCUGCCCAACCUACUCAUUUUCUAUGGGCUGGGCAGCGGUAUACACUGACUAAUGAGCUUUCAAAGCAUUUCUCGGUUAAAUAGAAAAUCUUAUUAAACAUUACACAAUAGUUCCCAAUACUUAUUGUGAAAUAUGCUUGAGAUAAAACUCUUUAGUCUUGUGAAUGUGUACAUACAGUACGUAUGAGUAUAUUUCAUCAUUAAGAGGUAAUACUAAAUGCUUCAAUAGUUAUUUAUUUAAUGUACAGUGUAAGAAUAUCCUUUUAAAUUUCGUAGCUGUCCAGCAAUAAAUUGUGUAUAACUGAAUACAAAAUAUUAAUAAAAAGAAUGAACCUCUAUAAGAUUACACAACA
This is a messenger RNA of Tachysurus fulvidraco (yellow catfish), 1195 nucleotides long. RefSeq names its product chromosome 9 C8orf82 homolog (gene c9h8orf82). The transcript is spliced from 3 exons. The record is from RefSeq and is a predicted model, not a curated record. NCBI's taxonomy places the organism in Eukaryota, Metazoa, Chordata, Actinopteri, Siluriformes, Bagridae. Bases 270 to 926 code for a protein of 218 amino acids.